AUGACAGCCGACUCGCUCGACCAGAGCGCUGCCCGCGGGACCUCCCACACACUUACCGGCGGCUCAUCCAAUAACACGACAUUGGACAGCCCCCUAUUCCACCCAGAAAAGGAGUCCCGCUCUCACCCCUCGCGGCCCUCCUCCCGUCACUCUCACCUCACCACCACCUCUUCAGAUUCCUCCAACGGCGACCCCCUAUCCCCCCUCGAACACGCCCUCGGCCGAACCACAUCCAUCCCCCAAACCGACGCCAUCUACCAACAAGAUGCCGACAACAACAACAACAACCACCUCACCCACACCCGCACCGGCCGCACCUCCAUCACCUCCGCCGCCUCCCGCCCCCCAGACUACGAAGUCACCAUCUCCACGGACGACCCCGAGCACCCCAUGAACUGGCCCUUUUGGUACAGGACCUACACCAUCAUCACGGUCUCCUACUCCACCUGGGUUGUAGUGCUCUACUCAACCUCCUACACAGCCACCCUCCCAAAAAUAAUGGACGAAUUCGACAUCACCUCCAAACCCAUCGCCACCCUGGGCCUGACAACCUACCUCCUAGGCCUAGCAGCCGGCUCGGUGAUCGUAGCCCCCAUGUCGGAGCUCUACGGCCGCAGACCAGUCUACCUCGUCUGCCUCGCCGCGUUUAUUGUUCUCAUCAUCCCCUGCGGAUUAGCCGACUCGCUGUCAGAGAUGGUGAUAGUCCGUUUCUUCGGCGCCCUCUUCGGCUCAGCCAUGAUCUCCAACUCUCCCGGAACAGUAGUCGACAUCUCCUCAGACAAGUACCUCGCCCUCUGCAUGUCACUAUGGUCCAUCGCCCCCCUCAACGGUCCGGUCACCGGCCCCCUGAUCGGCGGCUUCGUCAACGACUACCUCGGCUGGCGGUGGGGAAACUGGUUGGCCAUCAUCCUCUCCGGCAUCGCUUUUGUCCUCACCUUUUUCGUCCGAGAAUCCUACCUGCCCACGCUGAUAAAGCAGAAAGCCGCGCGGAGGAGGAAGGAGACGGGGGAUGAGAACUGGUGGUGUAAAUACGACCAGCGGUCUGUUUCAACAUGGGGGUUGUUGAAGCUGAAUCUGUCCCGGCCGUUUGUGCUCGCGGUGACGGAGCCGAUUUUGUGGUGUUUUAAUAUCUGGAUAUCCGUGAUCUACGGCAUCCUCUACCUCUGCUUCAUCGCCUACCCCAUCAUCUUCACCCAGCACCGCGGCUGGUCACCCUCCCUCACCGGCCUCUCCUUCCUCGGCAUCGGCCUCGGCACCCUCCUCUCCAUCUUCCUGGAACCUUUGUGGCGGAAAAUGAUAAACUCCUCCCCUAAACGCGACCCCCUCAACCCGUCCCGCCCGGCACCAGAAGCCACAGCGUUGAUCAUGUGCGUCGGUGCCGUCCUCACCCCCAUCGGCCAGCUCGUCUUCAGCUGGACCAGUCUCCCAGCCUCAAUCCACCCUUCCAUCUCCCUCCUGUUCGGCUCCGUCCCCUUCGGCAUGGGCAACACGCUUUCGUUCAUCUACGGGAGCAACUACCUCGCGGGAGCGUACGGGAUAUACGCCGCUUCCGCGCUGGCAGGGAACGCGGUGAUGAGGUCAGUGUUUGGGGCUGCGCUGCCGCUGGCGGGGCCGGCGAUGUACAAAGCCAUGAGUCCGCAGUGGGCGGGGACGUUUCUGGGGGGGUUGGAGGUGAUGCUGGUGCCGAUUCCGUUCUUGUUUUAUAAGUGGGGGGAGAGGAUUAGGGGGAAGUCGAGGGUGAUCAGGCUGAUGAGGGAGGAGAGGGAUAGAGAGGAGAAAACGGCCGAGAGGAGGCGGAAGAGAGCGGCGAGGAGGGCGGCGAGGGGUGGGAGGGAUGUUGAAGGGGAGGAGGGGGAGGGUGAAAAGACAGAAGUGGAGGAGGGGAAAGGACGGGGAAGGGAGAUGGGGGUUUAG
This is a messenger RNA of Podospora bellae-mahoneyi, 1914 nucleotides long. RefSeq lists its product as uncharacterized. NCBI's taxonomy places the organism in Eukaryota, Fungi, Ascomycota, Sordariomycetes, Sordariales, Podosporaceae. The coding region runs from base 1 to 1914 and encodes 637 amino acids. Gene Ontology annotation, biological process: transmembrane transport. Gene Ontology annotation, cellular component: plasma membrane. Gene Ontology annotation, molecular function: transmembrane transporter activity. The record is from RefSeq and is a predicted model, not a curated record. The transcript has 3 exons.